CAACUGGUGGCCAAUCGACGCGGUGGGAAGAACCUCAUCUUCCAGGGGCACAUGUACUCCGUGGAACGCAAGUACCGAAAUAGCAUCAACUGGGUGUGUUCCAAGAACAGCAACAGCGUGCUCCGCUGCCCGGCGAGGUGUGUCACAAAUCGGGAAAGUAGCAACGACAUCAAGCUAAGUCACCGACGACACAAUCACCCGGCGGAUACCUUUAAGCCACAUUCGCGCUGUCAAAAGCGUCACGGGAAGCGCAAUAGCAAGUAACCAUGUUCGA
Messenger RNA from Drosophila erecta, 274 nucleotides. RefSeq lists its product as uncharacterized. Bases 52 to 264 code for a protein of 70 amino acids. The record is from RefSeq and is a predicted model, not a curated record. NCBI's taxonomy places the organism in Eukaryota, Metazoa, Arthropoda, Insecta, Diptera, Drosophilidae. The transcript has a single exon.